CCUUAACGCACAUUUAGUAAUGUACAGUUAACUCGAAGCAAAAGUUAAGAAGAUUAAGUUAUCAUGCAUUGAUUGCAACGUUAUUUGCAGUAUUUAACGUUACGCUAUAUUAUACCGUUCUUUUUAUAAUAAUCGAACCUUUUUGUCAUACAACUGUCAUAUAACAAAUAAAAGUUUAUGAAAUUGUUUUUGUUAUAAAAUGUGUCAUAGAAGAGAUGUAUUGAAAACAUUUUUUAUCUAUUUUCUUGACAAAAGUAAUUUUAUACAUAAAAAAUAGUUCUCACGCAAUUAAAGAACACGUACUGCUGCAAACAAGAAAUUAUCGUUUGUCAGGCAGAUUUUGUUUAAAAAAAACGUAUACUCGUGUUUUUUACCGAAAACAUUCGUCACUGCACACGAGAAAAAUCAAUUUGAUUAAACUAUGAAUAACAAUGAUUAAAGUACUCGAGAAAGAAGCGUUUGACAUACGACGAGGCGACGCCAUUGGCUGUGACGCCUGUCAAGACUCAAGACGCUUAUUUAUACACAGCUGUAGUGUGCAACACGUGCGUACCCGUGAGCACAUUUACUAUUAGGAGGAUCACGGUUUUAACUUUAAUUUUCGUCGACAUGGGGGUCCACGACAACGCAGAUUCGAAAUAUAUCGUUAUGGGUACUUCGAGUUUCUCGAAAUUGGCACCGAAACGUCCUACUACCGUUGUAUUUAACGAAAGUUCGAGCAAAAUCCAAAAAUUCGAGGAUAAUCAACAAAACGUUCAAGCAGAAAAUGUGGAUAAAGGAAAUAAUAUUAGUUUACAACAACAAAGGAAGUCUUUACCGGUCUAUAAGCUUCGUAAGCGGCUACUCGAAGAGAUUCGCAGAAACAGCACUCUAAUCAUAAUUGGCGAAACGGGAAGUGGCAAGACCACGCAAAUUCCGCAAUUGUUGCUCUCGUCUGGUAUCGCAGGCACUAUCGGUUGCAUCGGUAUCACUCAACCUCGAAGAGUAGCGGCGGUGAGCGUGGCUCGCAGAGUUGCACAGGAGCAAGGAGUAGAACCGGGUAAAUUGGUCGGUUAUUGCGUACGUUUCGAGGACGUGACUUCGUCGCAAACGAGAAUCAAGUAUCUGACCGACGGAAUGAUGGUUCGCGAGGCGAUGACCGACGAGAUUUUAUCGGAUUAUUCAGUGGUGAUCCUUGACGAGGCUCACGAACGCUCGGUGCAAACUGACGUAUUGCUCGGCGUGGCGAGAAGGGCACAAAAUUUACGAAAGCUUAAGAACCUGCCGCCGCUGAAGCUGCUCGUAAUGUCAGCUACGAUGGACGUCGAUAAGUUCAGCAAGUAUUUCCAAGCACCAGCAGUGUACUUAGAGGGUCGUCAGCAUCCGGUGAAGAUUUAUCACGCCGUCAAAUCGCAGGAGGAUUAUGUGUUCUCUGCCCUUGUUACAGCUUUCCAGAUUCAUCGCGACAACCCUGCUAACGAGGAUAUUCUGGUUUUUCUAACCGGGCAAGAAGAAAUAGAGGCUGCGGCUGCGAGCGCCAGACAAGUAGCUAAACAAUUGGAUGGGCAGGGUUAUCCAUCGUUGAAGGUGUUUCCAUUGUACUCGGCUUUGCCGACGCAUCAACAAUUGGAAGCCUUUAAACCAUCCGCUCCUGGAAUGAGAAAGCUGAUUUUGUCGACCAACGUGGCUGAAACCUCCGUUACCAUCGGCGGAAUUCGACACGUGAUCGACACCGGAGUGGUGAAGGCGAGAACUCAUCACCCGACCACCGGAUUGGAUGUGCUCAGGGUGGAAAAAGUCUCAAAGGCACAGGCCUGGCAGAGGACCGGCCGAGCUGGCCGGGAAGCGGCCGGCACAUGUUACAGAAACUACACCAAGGAGGAAUUCGAGAGGAUGAAGGAGAUGUCUGUGCCAGAGAUACAAAGGUGUUCCCUCGCGGGAGUAGCCCUGCAGCUGCUUGCUAUCGGGGUCGACAUCACCACCUUUGAUUUUAUGGACAAACCACCGAAGGAGGCCGUUGACGUUGCUGUGACCUGUCUGGAAAAAUUGGGCGCCGUUAAGGGUUCUCCACCACAGCUGACUACCCUUGGAAGAACAAUGUCCUUGUUUCCGUUGGAUCCACGGUUCACUAAGGUGAUUCUUGCAUCCGCGGAGCAUCAAUGUCUCGAAGAAGCCCUCACCGUCGUCGCUCUAUUGUCAGGAGAGUCUGUUUUCACUGAUCCACCUGCGAAAAGACAGCAAGCUUACGUCGCUAGAUCAAGAUUCGCCUCCCCCGAGGGAGACCACGUCACGUUGCUGAACGUUUUUCGCGCGUACGCCAAUACCAAGCAGAAGAAGGUCUGGUGUCACGAGAACUUUCUGCAUCACAGGAAUCUAGAAUACGCCGCGGAGGUGCGACAGCAACUCGCCACAUUGGCGGAACGUGCGAAUUUGGAGAAGGCCAGCUGCGGGACGAAUACCGACCAACUCAGGAAAGCACUCUUCGAGGGUCUCUACGAUAAUCUCGCUGAAUUGCAGAGGGAUCAGACUUACAUCACCGUGAGCUCGAAGCAGCCAGUCGCCAUACAUCCUUCCUCGACGUUGCACGGCAGCAAGCCACCGUUGAUAUUGUUCACGGAGGUUGUAGCCACCGGAAGAUGUUACAUCCGCGGUUUGUCUGUCAUCGACUGCUCGUGGUUGACCGAAAAAGGCACCGGUGUCGGAAAACACGAUUAAACGGAAUCUGCAAUCUUCGUUACAAGCGUUCCCGUUUUUGUCCCGAAUCGUUGUAAUCGGGAAGAAUCGACGCAACUCGUUUUUGUACUCUGUACAGUUCUUUAAUAAAGACGAUGAUCUUGUCGGA
Molecule: messenger RNA, 2821 nt
Organism: Bombus pyrosoma
Lineage: Eukaryota; Metazoa; Arthropoda; Insecta; Hymenoptera; Apidae
Gene: ath
Product: ATP-dependent RNA helicase DHX33
Exons: 7
Coding region: 610-2694 (694 amino acids)
Biological process (GO): positive regulation of transcription by RNA polymerase I
Cellular component (GO): nucleolus; intracellular anatomical structure
Molecular function (GO): ATP hydrolysis activity; ATP binding; RNA binding
Source: RefSeq, a predicted model, not a curated record